GAGAACGUCAGAGGAAGGUAUAGAUUAUGUCUCUAUCAUGACUCCUAUUUGUGCAGUACCGACCGUCACGACACCCACAGCUACUGCCACUGGCAAGACAGUCCCUACUCCUUCCGUAGCAAUCACGAGCACUGUGACUCAAAGGAGGCCUCGAAUUUCAGGUCUGUGGUGGCGAUGUCGCAGCUGCGGCAAGGAUCCAUGUGAAGGACCAACGGCGACGCAAUGUGGGCAUAUCUUUUGCCAUAGCUGCAUCAUGAAGGAGAUCGUGGAGAAGAUGCAAUGUCCCGUCUGCAGCCAUGUCUUCCUGCUGAAAUUGCACGCGAGGAGAUGAGGAACAGCCGCCUGACGUCAAGCUGUAUGAGUCGGGAUCGAAGCGGGCCAAUAUGCCGGUGUUGUAGGUCUGUGAGUGGGACGUACGAGUAGCUUGCACGGGAAAGAGUGCUUGUUAUGACGGGGGUCAUGAUAAAUUACUCAUAGGUUACACUACUUGCCAGGGCUGCGUCCGCCAGCGUGAUGAUAUGAGAGGUAGUGGGCAAUGGACACGGCGGGAGCGAGCGACGGCGUACGAGGUAACUUAGGUUCUGGGGACCGGACACUGGUGCCAGUUCGAAUUCAUACAGAAUACGAACUUUGUGGCGCCACUGGCAGCACUCUAUAUGUGCAUGUACUAUCCGAUGUACACACCACUUUCCGA
Molecule: messenger RNA, 694 nt
Organism: Fomitopsis serialis
Lineage: Eukaryota; Fungi; Basidiomycota; Agaricomycetes; Polyporales; Fomitopsidaceae
Exons: 3
Coding region: 38-331 (97 amino acids)
Source: RefSeq, a predicted model, not a curated record